AUGGCUGCUUCCGACUACAAGUUUGAGGGCUGGAUGGGCCUGGACUCCAAGGCCGUCGAGGGCAACAUGGUCUGGAAGGACUUUGAGCCCAAGCCCUGGGAGGAGACCGAUGUCGACAUCAAGGUUUCCCACUGCGGUAUCUGCGGAUCCGACCUGCACACCCUCAGAAGCGGAUGGGGCCCCACCGCCUACCCCUGCUGUGUCGGUCACGAAAUUGUCGGUGUCGCUGUUCGCGUGGGCUCCCAGGCCGUCGGAGACAUCAAGAUCGGAGACCGCGUCGGUGUUGGUGCUCAGAGCGACUCCUGCCAGGGCCGCAAGGGCGACUGCGAGGAAUGUGCUGCCGGUCUGGAGCAGUACUGCCGCCACUCCAUGGUCGGCACCUACAACGGCACCUACAUGAACGGCGGCAAGUCGUACGGUGGGUACUCGCUGUACCACCGCUCUCCCUCUCGCUUCGUCAUCAAGAUCCCCGAUGGUAUCUCCUCCGCCCACGCUGCCCCCAUGCUUUGCGGUGGUAUCACCGUGUACUCCCCCCUCAGACACUACGGAUGUGGUCCCGGCAAGCGGGUCGGCAUCAUCGGUGUCGGUGGUCUCGGCCACUUCGGUAUCAUGUUCGCCAAGGCCCUUGGAGCCGACAAGGUCGUGGGUAUCUCGCGUAAGGCCAACAAGAAGGAGGACGCCCUCAAGCUGGGCGCGGACUCGUACAUCGCCACCGACGAGGACCCGGAAUGGGCCAAGAACCACGCGAGGAGUCUGGAUCUGAUUGUGUCAACCGUCUCUUCCUCGAAGAUGCCCAUGAUGGGAUACGCUUCUCUUCUGGACCUUGACGGUUGCUUCGUGCAGGUCGGUGCCCCCGAGGACGGCGCCCUCGAGAUCCCUGCUUUUGCUUUGAUCAUGAAGCGCGCGAAGCUGGGAGGUUCCCUGAUCGGUGGCCCGAACGAGAUCCGGGAGAUGCUCGAGCUGGCUGCCACCAAGAAGGUCACUCCUUGGAUCGAGGAGAUUUCGAUGAAGGACGCCAACAAGGCCGUUGUGGACAUGGAAGCUGGCAAGGCCCGGUACCGUUACGUCCUUAGCAACGAGCUGUAA
This is a messenger RNA of Aspergillus heteromorphus CBS 117.55, 1086 nucleotides long. Its product is annotated as NAD(P)-dependent alcohol dehydrogenase. Lineage: Eukaryota; Fungi; Ascomycota; Eurotiomycetes; Eurotiales; Aspergillaceae. Gene Ontology annotation, molecular function: zinc ion binding; alcohol dehydrogenase (NADP+) activity. The coding region runs from base 1 to 1086 and encodes 361 amino acids. The transcript has 3 exons. Gene Ontology annotation, biological process: alcohol metabolic process. The record is from RefSeq and is a predicted model, not a curated record.